UCCCGCCAGCUUGGCAUUUAAAGCUCAUCUCUGCCCGACCAGGACAGCGACCCCCCGACACCGACCAAGACCGCCGGCACCACCACAGCAGAUAAGGUCAAUAUCGAGAAGCCAUCAUGGCCACCGAGAAGCGACUGUCUGCCAGGCGCAAGCACACUCUGAAGAGUUGCAUGCUGGUGGUGGCCAACAACCUCCUGGAGGCCGAGGCUGCCGAGAAGGCCGGGGAGCGAGAGAGGUUCCUGUCCGACAAAUGUCCUCCAAUGGACAUUCCAUACUCGGGUGAUGAGCUGCGGGAGCUCUGCAAGAAACUCCGCGAGCAGAUUGACAUCAGUGAGGAAGAACGUUACUGUAUUGAAUUCAAGCUCAACAUGGUCCUCAAUGAGGUCCGGGACCUGAAUAUCAAGAUCGUAGACCUGAGGGGCAAGUUCAAGAGACCCCGUCUGAAGAAGGUGCGCAUGUCAGCUGACGCCAUGUUGAAAGCUCUUCUGGGCUCCAAACACACCGUCAACAUGGACCUCAGGGCAAACCUCAAGCAGGUCAAGAAGGAGGUCAAGGAGGAGGAUAAGCAGCUGCGCGACGUUGGAGACUGGCGUAAGAACAUUGAGGACAAAUCAGACAGGAAGAAGAUGUUCGACAGCUAAACAUCGAUGACACCUGGCAGCUUCAGCUCGUCUCGUCCCAAACUCAAGAGUUUUAGCCCAAAAUGUGAAAGUGUGAAGACAUUCAACAUAAUGUAUUCUUUAGGUGCUUUGUAAGGUUCAGAUAGAAGACAGGAAGUUGAAAUAAAUGAUGGUUGGGUUUUGUGGUGUUUGUUAGCCUUCAUGCUAGCUAGAAUACUUGUUUUGUUUGGAAUAAAACUCUUGUGCUUGAGCCACAUUACUUGUUUC
Corythoichthys intestinalis (scribbled pipefish) is the source of this 887-nucleotide messenger RNA. RefSeq names its product troponin I type 2a (skeletal, fast), tandem duplicate 2 (gene tnni2a.2). Gene Ontology annotation, biological process: skeletal muscle contraction; cardiac muscle contraction. Lineage: Eukaryota; Metazoa; Chordata; Actinopteri; Syngnathiformes; Syngnathidae. Gene Ontology annotation, cellular component: troponin complex. The record is from RefSeq and is a predicted model, not a curated record. The transcript is spliced from 7 exons. Bases 117 to 641 code for a protein of 174 amino acids.